Entelurus aequoreus (snake pipefish) is the source of this 1510-nucleotide messenger RNA. It is a transcript of the gene cryz, whose product is annotated as crystallin, zeta (quinone reductase). The record is from RefSeq and is a predicted model, not a curated record. Gene Ontology annotation, molecular function: mRNA 3'-UTR binding; zinc ion binding; quinone reductase (NADPH) activity. Gene Ontology annotation, cellular component: cytosol. NCBI's taxonomy places the organism in Eukaryota, Metazoa, Chordata, Actinopteri, Syngnathiformes, Syngnathidae. The coding region runs from base 124 to 1110 and encodes 328 amino acids. The transcript has 8 exons.
GGUGGAGCUCUAGAAGUAACCUGACUAGCUUGUUCUGGAAUGUUUGGAGUCUAGAUUGGAGGGUUUUGGAGCGUACAGUAAAGCGAGAGACGGUGUAAACAAUACAACAUUUGCACCACGAGUAUGGCAGGCAGCAGGGUGAUGAAGGCUAUCCGGGUGAGCGAGUUCGGGGAUCCGUCCGUCCUCAAACUGUGCGCCGACGUCAAGGUUCCGCAACCCGGGAAAAGUCAGGUGUUAAUUGGAGUCCAUGCGUGCGGGGUGAAUCCAGUGGAGACGUACAUCCGAGCUGGGGCGUCCAGCCGCAAGCCCCCUCUGCCAUACACACCUGGCACUGACGUAGCUGGAGUGGUGGACAGUGUGGGAGAAGGUGUCACAGCAGUCAAGGCCGGGGACCGUGUUUUUACCACGGCCUGCAAGUCUGGAGGGUAUGCAGAAUUGGCUCUAGCCACAGAGGAGAGUGUCCACAAACUGCCGGACACUUUGGACUUCAGACAGGGAGCGGCCAUCGGCAUCCCGUACUUCACCGCCUACAGAGCGCUGGUUCAAAAGGCCCACGUGAAGGCUGGAGAGACUGUCCUCAUCCACGGAGCCAGUGGAGGGGUCGGCGUGGCGACGUGCCAGCUGUCGCGCAUGCUAGGCCUCACGGUGUUGGGCACCGCAGGGACCAAAGAGGGAAUGGAGCUGGUCGCCAGAAAUGGAGCUCACCUGACGUUUAACCACAGAGAGAAGGACUAUACUGGCCAAAUCAUGGAAGCCACAGGAGGAAAGGGAGUGGAUGUGAUCAUAGAAAUGUUGUGUAAUGUCAACCUCAACAAAGAUCUCCAGAUGUUGGCCUUGGCAGGACGUGUGGCGGUGGUGGGCUCCAGAGGCCCCAUUGAAGUGGACCCCAGGGACACCAUACGCAAAGAGAGCAGCAUCAUCGGAGUCUCUCUCCACUUCGCUACAGCGGCAGAGAGGCAGGAGUGUGCAUCACUUGUGUAUGCGGGCAUGGAAGCUGGGUGGUUGAGUCCAGUGGUGGGUGCCCAGUACCCUCUGGACCAGGCCGCCCAGGCACACCUGGACAUCAUCCAGUCUGCUGGGGCCGCUGGGAAGAUGGUCCUGACCAUGUGAUCAAGAUGGUCCUGACCAUGUGAUCAAGAUGGUCCUGACCAUGUGAUCAAGAUGGUCCUGACCAUGUGAUCAAGAGGGUCCUGACCAUGUGAUCAAGAGGGUCCUGACCAUGUGAUCUCAUAUUUAGCAGAGAAUGUUUAAAGAUGAUUGAUGUGUUGUACACAUGUAGUCAGUCAUGAUAAUCAUCUUUUUAUAAGCCUGCAAAUAAUCAUCUUUCUUACUAAAUGUCUUUAUUCUUCCUACUGUGACAAAAUGAUAUUUUCAAUAUGAUGUGAUGAUGUAAUAAUAAACAUGUCAAUAUGAUGUGAUGAUGUAACAAUAAACAUGUCAAUAUGAUGUGAUGAUGUAACAAUAAACAUGUCAAUAUGAUGUGAUGAUGUAACAAUAAACAUGUCAAUAU